UCUAUGCUAAGGACUCAAUUUCUGGCCAACUGAAAAGAUCCUGCCCCUGGGGUUGAACCUCUAGGAUUCUCUCUUCUGAACAGGAAACAAAAGACAGCCCUCUAGAUUGCUGAUGGAUUUCAUUGCUGGAGCCAUUGGAGGUGUCUGUGGUGUUGCUGUGGGUUAUCCCCUGGACACAGUGAAGGUCAGAAUACAAACUGAGAAGAAAUAUACUAGCAUCUGGCAAUGUGUUCGAGAACUAUACAAAGCAGAAAGGCUAUCUGGGUUCUACAGGGGGCUCUCCCUGCCCGUGUGUACAGUGUCUCUGGUCUCCUCAGUCUCCUUUGGCACCUAUAGGCACUGCCUUUCUCACAUCUGCAAGCUCAAGUAUGGCAAUGCGGACGUGAAGCCCUCCAAAAUGGACAUCACUCUUUCAGGAUGUGCCUCUGGCAUGGUCAGGGUCACACUGACAUCCCCGACAGAAGUGGCCAAAAUCCGAUUGCAGACACAGAAACAGCGUCCCUCGAUAACUUCUUCAUCUCCCAGUGAGCUCCUUCCCCCACCAAAGUACCAAGGUCCCCUGCACUGCCUGAAGACUGUGGCCAAGGAAGAAGGCUUGGGAGGCCUCUACAAGGGCAGCUUGGCAUUGAUGUUCCGAGAUUGCAAUUCCUUUGCCACGUACUUCCUCUCCUACUCCAUCAUCUGUGAGUGGCUCACUCCAACUGGGCAGAGUCAUCCAGACAUCCUGGGUGUGCUCUUCUCUGGUGGCUGUGCGGGUGUCCUGGCCUGGGCCGUGGCCACUCCCAUGGAUGUGAUCAAGUCCCGUCUGCAGGUUGAUGGGCUGGGUCAGCAGCGGUACCGAGGAUUCAUCCAUUGUAUCACGCAAAGUGUGAAGGAGGAAGGAGUGAGGGUCUUGUUUAAAGGACUGGCUCUGAACUGUUGUCGGGCCUUCCCUGUGAACAUGGUAGUUUUUGUCUCCUAUGAAGCGGUCCUGAAACUGACCCGGGGUUUCAUGACGUAAGUGACUCCUUUCCUCAUCCUGAAAUGAGAAGAGGCUCCAUUUGUGGAUGCAAACCAAGCUGGGGUGAAAUGGAAUUGAAUUCCAGACUUUGGGACUCAGGGUUAUAGGUCUCUAGCAGCAACAUCUCAUUCCAACAGCUGGUGGCUGUGGGGGCUGGAGGAUCCAAGUCGGGGGCUGGAGGUGAAUGGUCAGGAGUUGAACAGGCAGCUGCCCAUUCCCUGCUUCCUUAGGACUGCUCUUUGGUGAGGUUCUACCUCCCUACCAAUGAUUGAUUGAAAGAAACUGAGUCCAGCCCAAGGUGGGCUGUUAGGUCACAGAAUGAGUUCUCCAUAUCUACCUUCUUAGAACAGGCAGCUCCCUACCUUCUGAGACUUCAGCACUGCCCUGUUAAUAGGGCCUGCCUACCUCACCCACCUCUUUAAAAGCUUCUGAGAAGCACAGCCUGGUUCUUUGGUACGUACAUAUUGAUAACAUUUUCACACUUUCAGAUGCUUUCUAUUGAUGUUUUGAGUGUAACCUUUCAGGUGUUUUAAACUACAUGUAAAUAAAAGAAAUGUUUUGGA
Molecule: messenger RNA, 1563 nt
Organism: Dromiciops gliroides (monito del monte)
Lineage: Eukaryota; Metazoa; Chordata; Mammalia; Microbiotheria; Microbiotheriidae
Gene: SLC25A47
Product: solute carrier family 25 member 47
Exons: 6
Coding region: 113-1000 (295 amino acids)
Biological process (GO): transmembrane transport
Cellular component (GO): mitochondrion
Molecular function (GO): transmembrane transporter activity
Source: RefSeq, a predicted model, not a curated record